Messenger RNA from Paramecium sonneborni, 531 nucleotides. The record is from the annotation of a GenBank genome assembly. NCBI's taxonomy places the organism in Eukaryota, Ciliophora, Oligohymenophorea, Peniculida, Parameciidae.
UUAUAUUUAUGUUAACUCUUCUAAAGCGAUCAAUAUAAUAUAUUCCUCGCUUUACCUAUCAUCCAAAUGUAAUAGAUCACUAUGAAAAUCCAAGAAAUGUAGGAUCUCUUGAUAAAAGUAAUCCAAAGGUUGGAACAGGAUUAGUUGGUGCACCAGCAUGUGGAGAUGUUAUGAAAUUAUAGAUCUAAGUUGGGGAAGAUGGUAAAACUAUUGAAUAAGCUGUUUUUAAAGUAAUAAUAUAUAAUUAUCUAAAUUCCUAGACAUUUGGAUGUGGUUCAGCCAUAGCCUCUAGUUCUUAUGCUACAGAAAUUCUUAAAGGAAUGACAUUAGAAGAAGCAUAUAAUAUAAAGAAUUCUGAUAUUGCAAGUUAUUUAAAAUUACCACCUGUUAAAUUACAUUGCAGUAUGCUAGCAGAAGAUGCCAUCAAAAAAGCCAUAGAAGAUCUUUAAUCCAAGAAUAAUUAAUCAACAGGAAAUUAAGAUAAAUGAUACAUUUUUAAGAUAACAUUUUUAUAAAGUGAUUCAAUUACUA